Messenger RNA from Carlito syrichta (Philippine tarsier), 2800 nucleotides. It is a transcript of the gene ITPK1, whose product is annotated as inositol-tetrakisphosphate 1-kinase. Gene Ontology annotation, cellular component: cytoplasm. The transcript is spliced from 9 exons. The record is from RefSeq and is a predicted model, not a curated record. The coding region runs from base 1 to 1311 and encodes 436 amino acids. Lineage: Eukaryota; Metazoa; Chordata; Mammalia; Primates; Tarsiidae. Gene Ontology annotation, biological process: inositol trisphosphate metabolic process. Gene Ontology annotation, molecular function: magnesium ion binding; inositol-1,3,4-trisphosphate 6-kinase activity; inositol-3,4,5,6-tetrakisphosphate 1-kinase activity.
AUGCCUUUCCGUGUGGUUGAGAACAUGGUUGCCAUGAAGCCUCUACAGUGCCCUGUGGCCCAUGUGUCCCCUUGUGAGGUGUACAUCCUGGGAGUACUGCAGAGGGGCCCCAGGGUCCUCUGGGGCAUGCCCAUGGCAGCAGAACAGGCCAUAGACACAGGUGUUGAACAGCCCCUUUUCUGUCUUCCUGUCUUACAGCUGAACCUCAACCGGCCGAUUGAGGAGCAGGGACCUCUGGAUGUCAUCAUCCACAAGCUGACUGAUGUCAUCCUCGAAGCUGACCAGAAUGAUAGCCAGUCCCUGGAGCUGGUGCACAGGUUCCAAGACUACAUCGAUGCCCACCCAGAGACCAUCGUGCUGGAUCCCCUGCCUGCCAUCAGGACCCUUCUCGACCGCUCCAAGUCCUACGAGCUCGUCCGCAGGAUCGAGGCCUACAUGGACGAUGACAGAAUCUGCUCACCACCCUUCAUGGAGCUCACAAGCCUGUGUGGGGACGACACCGUGAGGCUUCUGGAGCAGAAUGGCCUGGCUUUCCCGUUCAUUUGCAAAACCAGAGUGGCUCACGGCACCAACUCUCAUGAGAUGGCUAUCGUGUUCAACCAGGAGGGCCUGAAUGCAAUACGGCCACCCUGCGUGGUCCAGAAUUUCAUCAACCACAACGCUGUCCUGUACAAGGUAUUUGUGGUUGGCGAGUCCUACACCGUGGUCCAGCGUCCCUCACUCAAGAACUUCUCUGCGGGCACAUCAGAUCGUGAGUCCAUCUUCUUCAACAGCCAUAAUGUGUCAAAGCCGGAGUCGUCAUCAGUCCUGACUGAGCUGGACAAGAUCGAGGGUGUGUUUGCACGGCCAAGUGAUGAGGUCAUCCGGGAGCUCUUGCGGGCGCUGCGGCAGGCACUGGGCGUGUCCCUCUUUGGAAUCGACAUCAUCAUCAACAACCAGACGGGACAGCAUGCCAUCAUCGACAUCAAUGCCUUCCCAGGCUACGAGGGUGUGAGUGGGUUCUUCACAGACCUCCUGAACCAUAUCGCCACCAUCCUGCAGUGCCAGAGCACCACCGCAGGGGAUGCAGCCCUGCCUAAGCACAGCAGGCUCCCGGCUGAGCAGGCUCCUGGCUCUGCGGGUGAGCGGACACGCGGCGCCAGCCCCAGCCGCUGUGGCUCGAUGGGCCAAGAGGCACCCUGGAAGGCCGAGGCCGACACAGGCGGCACUGCCAAGCUGCCGCACCAGAGACUCGGCUGCACCGCCGGUGUGUCACCCAGCUUCCAACAGCACUGCGUGGCCUCCCUGACCACCAAGGCCUCCUCUCAGUAGCCUCGGAGCCAGGACCCAGCAGGGCGCGGGGACACCGCAGGCUGCAGCGCCGACAGUGAUGCUACUACUAAGAGUUCCCAGUGAUCUCGUUCUUGUUUUAAUUUUUAACCUGAUUUUCUGAGUCCUGAUCUAAAUGAAGGUGGGAAGAUGGAGAAGCGUGCCACAUGUCCGCUUCCUGGCCUCCACCCACUCCCACCAUGCAGAGCUCUUGACUGGGCUCACACAUGCUUUCUCAACACUAGGUCUGAACGAGAGGAGGCGUGUGCAUGUGGUUGCCCUGCAGUGUGAAUGCACGGCUAUCUGCUGGUCCCACAGCCUCCGGUGAUCCCAAAGGGAGCUGGUCGUUGGCGUUGGUAGCCGGCAGCACUGAAUGGUUUCCCUUCUCUGCAAGCCUCCCACUUCUGGACCUGCUCUUUCCUGGUCUCCUUCCCACUAGUCGCCUCCAAGACUUGUGAGCCACACCCUGUCAGUGUGCAACCGACCACCCAAGCCAGCUCCUGCGGGAGUUCCCUGUGGGGAUCUGGGCUACAGCUCAUGGAAGGGAAGGAAAGAAACUUCCAGGCCCCAGACACACAUGCCCCUUUGCCCAGCACAGAGCUUCCUUCCCCAGCCAGCACUGCCACUCGCAUGAACCUGGCAGGGAGGCUGCCUGGCUGGAGCCCUGGGCCGACCCCACCCAGGCUCACCCUGUCCCAGUCAAGGAUUCGCGCUGCCAUUUUGGUUUGGGGCAAAUCAAUUCCAAAAAUCUCCUUUCCUCUAGAGAGCUGACUUGAUGCCCUAACCCCUGGGGUGCUGAGAAGUCACCCAGGCGAGGACAGGUGCAUAGCCUCUGCCUGACCCCAUGGGACUUGGAGCUUCUUCCCAGUGGGGGAGGCCACCCACAGGGUUCUCCCUGCUCACACCCAUUGGGCUGCCCUAGCCCCGUGGGCCUGACUGCCUCUCCUAUUCUCCUGGUGCCCCAAGCACUGAGCCAGCGGGUGCCAGGAGCUCUCCUCAGACUUGCAUCAUGUGGCAGCAGGCAGCCCCAUGCUCCAGUCUGAACCCAGGGCCCAGGCUAGCUGCCCACUCUGAGAGAGAAGGGCUGAGGGCGACAUGAACCAUAGUGAGAUACGUGGGCUCUGAGGAUGGCUUUGUGUCUCAAGAUGCCAGUUCACUUUGAAAAAGAGAAAAAGGCUGUCCCUGUCCUCCAGUGAGACAGGACACAGACAGAGCUGGGUCAGGAUUCCUUCAGCCUGGCCCAGUGGGGCAUGGGGCGCCCCCCUGAGGGAGAGGGACUGGACCUGGCAGGGGCAGGAACCAUUGGAACCACCUGGCUCUUUUGGAGUCCAAGAGCCCAGCGACUAACCAUGUUUACACGACUUGAGUGUUGAACCCUGAUUAAUGUCUGUAUGCCGCCCUUCCGAGUCCCCCCAGCCCCAGGGAAGCAGGAACAUGUGGCCGGCCUCUUGCACUGCUUGUCUCCAAAAUAAACUACUGAAAUCAAACUGCA